This is a messenger RNA of Cynara cardunculus var. scolymus (artichoke), 1343 nucleotides long. RefSeq names its product plant UBX domain-containing protein 10-like. Gene Ontology annotation, molecular function: ubiquitin binding. Bases 146 to 1186 code for a protein of 346 amino acids. The record is from RefSeq and is a predicted model, not a curated record. Gene Ontology annotation, cellular component: endoplasmic reticulum. The transcript is spliced from 4 exons. Lineage: Eukaryota; Viridiplantae; Streptophyta; Magnoliopsida; Asterales; Asteraceae.
UGAUAGAACUGUUGCUAAUUGAUCAAAAUAGUCAAAAAAAGCAACACUUUUUACUACAUUGGAUUCCCAUUUACUUGAUCACUUUGGCUCACUCCAAGAACUAGCUACAUAUGAUUCGAACCCAGGUGUUGCGGCUCAACCGAAAAUGGCUAGCCCGUUAGAAAUGGUCGAAGCCUCGUGUACUGGACUCGUGCGCAGAAUGGUUAACCUCCCACGAGCCAUUUCAAGAGCCUUGGACCACGGUCUAGACGUCAUGAGAGCCAGUGGAGGACGGCGAAACCACCACCAUCAAUUUCCACCACCAUAUCAUGUUCCUGUGCAGCAGCACCACCAGCCGCCUCCGCUAGAUCAGUCGUUUACCACCAAUCUUCAGCCGGAUUGGAGUUUUCUGGCCGGUUUCGAGCAACAAUUUGGUGUGGUGCAUCCAUUCUUCUAUGCGUGCAGGUUCGUAGAAGCUUUGAAGAUGGCACGGGACGAAGAAAAGCUCGUGUUCUUGUAUUUGCACUCGCCUGAUCACCCAUUUACGCCACCAUUUUGCAAGGCGACUUUGUGCUCUGAGGUGGUGGUGCAGUUUCUUGAUGCGAACUUUGUGUCGUGGGGUGGCGGUGCGGAUAGCGGUGACGGUUUGCACAUGGCCACGACUCUCCGACCGGCUAGCUUUCCGUUUUGUGCGGUUGUGGCCCCUUGUUCCGCCGAUAGCUUAGCUGUGAUUCAACAAAUUGAAGGGCCGGUGACCCCAGAAGAACUAGUCGAAAUACUACAAACAAUGCUUGAGGAGCAAGGAUUGGUGUUUGGUAACGGAAGGGCAAAAGUGGAAGAAAAGAGAAUGGCCGAUCUUCGGUUGAGACAAGAAGGUGCCGCUUAUUCGGCAUCUCUUCAAGCCGAUCAGAAAAAAGAAGCAAAAGUAGAAAAGAGAACUCAACAUCAAGAUAAUGCAAUUGCCCAAGAUGCCCAGAUUUUAAUACGGUUUCCGAACGGAGAAAGGAAGGAAAAGACGUUCUCAUGCAUGGACAAAAUCGAAGCCAUUUUCGCAUUCGUCGAUUCACUAGGCUUGCCGGGAAUAGGUAGAAACUAUAGACUCGUAUCGAGUUUUCCUAGAAAAGCUUACGGUGUUGAUCAGAUGGACAUGACACUUAAAGAUGCCGGAAUUUAUCCCCUAGCAACUUUAUUUAUCGAGCUUGUUUGAUUUCCGUUUGUUUCUAGGUAGAUUUUAUAUUGUUCCUAGAGUUGUUGUGCACGAACCAAGGCUCGUAUUCUUAUAUCGAGACAUUACGGAUGCGUUCUUGAUAUAAGUAUGUCGUUUCGUUAAAAUACAAGGGUAUUUAAGGUUACUUUUUGUGAUA